Messenger RNA from Chaetomium strumarium, 894 nucleotides. RefSeq lists its product as uncharacterized. The transcript is spliced from 2 exons. The record is from RefSeq and is a predicted model, not a curated record. Bases 296 to 805 code for a protein of 169 amino acids. Lineage: Eukaryota; Fungi; Ascomycota; Sordariomycetes; Sordariales; Chaetomiaceae.
GGCGCAUCCGAUUUUGUAGUUUGCACAGACACGCGAUUCGCCCCCCGGGGGUGGGAGCUGGCCCCAGUACGGAGUCGACAUGUCUGAGUCCUGACACUUCAACAGUAGGGUGCCGCGCAGCUUGUACAAGGAGCGCAAGCGUGGACUCGAGCUCGCCCGUCGGGCCUGGCUGUCUCGAAAAGGCUUGGUUGGCAAAGACCACCAAGCUGUACACAGUAACCAAGCGGUCGAGUGGCUGCCAAGUGGGGGUGGCCUGACCGCUCCUCGAAGACUCAAUGGAGCUCAAUGGAGUUCAAUGCCGGGGCUGGGGCGUCGCCAUUCGUCCACGAGCUGCAUGCGGCCUUGGACACACCAAUGCUUUGCAGACACAUGCACCUCGGGCUCAACCAGCCAUGUCCAGCGCACGCCGGGGCUUGUUCGCGAGUUAAGUAAUGGGCCGAGGUGGCCGGGACGUCUGGUACUCUGGUCGACGGCAGGCUGGGCUGGUCGGGCGUGGGGCUGGGAACUUGCUUGGAAGCUGGAGCUUUGGGCGGGAAGAUCUGAGCGGGUGUCUUGGCGUGGUUGGGCUGCUGCCAGUCGCUGCCAAAAUUGUCCAGAAAUCGGAGGGCGGGAAAGGAACAAGAACCGCAGCUUCGGGUGCUUGAUGGGGUCUCCGACAAUAUCUUGUUUUCUUGUUUUCUUUUCUACUGUGUAUGUAUUGAGGAAAUACCGGUGGCUGGCUAAUGAUCAUCCCCGGAUCAAGAACGGACGUCUUGAGCCUUCGGCGACCUUCGGCUUGCGAUUGUCUCGGCGAACUGGGCGUUGAUGAACGAGAUGCGCGGAGCGAGCCGUCUGCAAUCCGAGGUCCGAAUCAAAUCGCACAUGGCUUCCACAUGGAGUUCGACGAACCAAUGG